Molecule: messenger RNA, 822 nt
Organism: Lindgomyces ingoldianus
Lineage: Eukaryota; Fungi; Ascomycota; Dothideomycetes; Pleosporales; Lindgomycetaceae
Exons: 2
Coding region: 1-822 (273 amino acids)
Source: RefSeq, a predicted model, not a curated record
AUGUUCCGUCUCCUCCUCAGUACAAUCGCAUUGGCAGCGACAGCCGUCUCCCAUUGCACCCGCCCUGGGCUUACCGAGGCUGUCGACGAAUACCUCUCCGCGCAGCAGUCUGGUCAAGUUUCUGCCUUCAAAGCCCGCUUUGACAAUAGCACCUGGUUGGGAUACUUCGAAAACACCAAGAAAGCCGACGUUGACACCGGGAUUCUGACGCAUCCGCUCGUGAUAUCUUAUAACCGGAGCUUAUACGACACGACAGCAUGCGCGACAUUCACAGAAUUCUACGUGAACGACCUGAAUGCUCCGUACGUCAUCGGUACUCAGUUGCGCUUUGCGAAUCAUCGUAUCAACAAGGUCGACACCAUCAUCACAAAGCCGGGUGAUUGGCUCUUUAACAUUACGGGUAACAUGUAUUACGCACCAAAGGAGAAUUGGGGUACAAUCCCAGAGGAAAAGCGCGACUCGAGAGACACGAUAAAAAAGGCGGCGGAUGCGUACUGCGAUCUGUUUAACAAUCCAAACAUCACUGUUCCGUGGGGUGCACCGUGCAAUCGGCUUGAGGGGGGUCUGUACGGUGGCAAGGGCUUGCCAAACGAUACCUGCAACGCGGGCGUACCGUCGGGUAUUGACAUGAGAAAUCGAAGAUACGUUAUUGACGAGACGGUUGGUGCGGUAGACGUGAUGCUGGAUUUUGGAGGUAAAAGUGGCGGGCUACCCGAUAGCCACGAAUUUCGGGUUGAGGGCGGCAAGAUCCGAUAUGUCCAUACGAUGACGGAUGAUGCGAAUGUAGUUCGCUCUUGUACUUCUCGUCGUGAUGAAUUCUAA